AUGGAAAAGGGAAAAACUUCAAACUCAACUUCAUCCCCACCCACUCAACAACCACAUCACAUUGAUCGCGAUGAAAUACAAUUCGGACUCGAUAAUUUGGCUGGAACUUUGUAUACGAAAUUGGACAAGGAAGAGAAUACAUUCCUGAUUCAAAUCAAAGAGGCAGCAACUGGAAGAAUGUGGAAAAGGGUAAUUUCCUCCGAUGAUGCUUUGGAAAUCAGUAAACAAGGUACCAAGUUGAGUGUUGAAGCAAUUGCUCAAAUGAUCAUGAGUGCUUUUAAAGGAGAAGAAAAGAAUUUAUCGUUUGAACUCUUGUUCAGUACUGAAUGUUAUCCAUUGAGUACUCCUUCCUCGGAGAUGAAAAAUCUCACUCCUACCUUGAAUGAAAUUCACUCGAAAAAGUGUGCCCUUGUAGUUGAUAUUUCACUCAAAGCUGUUUUCUUAACUGUCAAAGUUGCCUUCACAUUGGAGGAAGUUGAACGAAACGAACAAGUCAUGAUUGAAGAUUUAAUGCGAAAGAACUUUUAUUUCAGUCAAAUAAUCGAAAGAUUGGAGUUGAAAAACACUCUUCUCGAGCACAAGUACUUACUUCAAAGCAAACAAAUUAGCGAUUUGGAAAAUAGACUUACUGAGCUUACUCAAUUAUUCAUCCAAACCCUGCAAUUACAAAAGUUAAGAAACAUGGAGUCUUUACUUGAACAACAACAACCAUCACAAGAAACCUAUGAAGAGUCCAUCGAAGGAGUGGAUCAGUUUUCUGAUAAAUGCAGCCCUAAUUGCGUAAUCUCUGAGGAUAAAAAACGAGUUCAUGCCAAGGAGAACGCCUGGGGAACCACCUGUAGACUAAGCAAUCACGUAUCUGUCCAUAACAAUUAUGUAGAAUUUGUGAUUGAGAAAGUAACAGAAGAAUGUGUCUUGUUCUUUGGUAUCAUCACUGCCGAGUAUGAUAAUCAACUUUGCACAGAAAACAAUGUGAUUGGAUCGAGCCAAUACAGCAAUUCCUUUGCUCUCUCCCUGACAGAUAAAAAGUUCUACUGCAAUGGCAGAAGUGUAGCAGAGUCAUUUGUUCAAGAACCCACCGAAUGGAAAGUGGGUGACAAGAUUGGCAUGCUUGUGGACUUUAAGCAAGCUUCUCUUAAUUACUUUUUGAAUGGCAAACUCAUGGCUCAAACCUUCAAGGGACAAGUCGAUGAAAACAAGAGAUGGUACUUUUGUGUGAGCAUGUGUAAAGCUGGCGAUUGUGUUUCCAUUGCACCAAAGGAUGAAUAA
Naegleria fowleri is the source of this 1269-nucleotide messenger RNA. RefSeq lists its product as uncharacterized. Gene Ontology annotation, molecular function: protein binding. The record is from RefSeq and is a predicted model, not a curated record. NCBI's taxonomy places the organism in Eukaryota, Heterolobosea, Eutetramitea, Acrasida, Naegleriidae. Bases 1 to 1269 code for a protein of 422 amino acids. The transcript has a single exon.